AUCCAUAUGGAGGAUGAAUCUCCUUCUUCUCAAGGAGUCAGUGUCAAGGUCUUGGAGGCAACAUUAUUGUCAGCCCUGAAGAUGCUGGAUGUUGGGAAAUGGCCAAUUUUUUCUCUCUGUUCCCAAGAAGAGCUCAAGUUAAUUCGUCAAGCCUGUGUAUUUGGCAGUGCUGGUAAUGAAGUGUUGUAUGCAACUGAAAAUGACGAGGUUUUUGUGCUUGGCAUGAACUGCAGUGGGUGUUUGGGAACGGGUGACAUGCAGAGCACUAUUGAACCAAGGAGGUUAGAUUCUCUAUGCGGCAAAAAGAUAGCCUGUCUGAGUUAUGGAAGUGGCCCUCAUGUUGUUCUUGCUACAGAAGAAGGAGAAGUGUAUACAUGGGGUCAUAAUGCUUAUAGUCAGUUGGGCAAUGGUACAACAAAUCAUGGUUUCGUUCCCUGUCAAGUCUCUACUAACUUGGUGAACAAGAAAGUCAUUGAAGUUGCCUGUGGCUCUCAUCAUUCUAUGGUGUUAACAUCUGAUGGAGAGGUAUACACAUGGGGUUAUAAUAACUCAGGCCAAGUUGGAUCUGGUUCAACAGCUAAUCAACCAAUUCCUCGAAGAGUUACCAGCUGCCUACAAAAUAAAAUAGUGGUUAAUAUAGCUUGUGGACAGAUGUGCUCUAUGGCUGUGGUUGAAAAUGGAGAGGUCUAUGUCUGGGGCUACAAUGGUAAUGGCCAGCUUGGACUGGGCAGCGGCGGCAAUCAGCCAACACCAUGCCGAAUAGCAGCUUUGCAAGGCAUUCGUGUGCAGCGGGUUGCCUGUGGCUACGCACAUACAUUAGUGCUAACAGAUGAAGGUCAGAUUUAUGCCUGGGGAGCCAAUUCAUAUGGCCAGUUGGGUACUGGGAAUAAAAGUAACCAGUCUUACCCUACAACAGUUAUUGUGGAUAAGGACAGAGUUAUAGAGAUUGCAGCCUGCCACUCUGCUCACACGUCGGCUGCCAAGACCCAGAGUGGCCAGGUGUAUAUGUGGGGCCAAUGCCGUGGGCAGUCAGUGAUCCUUCCCCACCUCACUCACUUUGCCUGCACUGAUGAUGUGUUUGCUUGCUUUGCUACCCCUGCUGUUACGUGGCGUCUUCUAUCAGUAG
Pelecanus crispus (Dalmatian pelican) is the source of this 1126-nucleotide messenger RNA. Lineage: Eukaryota; Metazoa; Chordata; Aves; Pelecaniformes; Pelecanidae. The record is from RefSeq and is a predicted model, not a curated record.